This is a messenger RNA of Cornus florida, 1547 nucleotides long. Its product is annotated as alpha/beta hydrolase domain-containing protein WAV2-like. Gene Ontology annotation, molecular function: palmitoyl-(protein) hydrolase activity. Bases 146 to 1096 code for a protein of 316 amino acids. Lineage: Eukaryota; Viridiplantae; Streptophyta; Magnoliopsida; Cornales; Cornaceae. Gene Ontology annotation, cellular component: membrane. The transcript has 8 exons. The record is from RefSeq and is a predicted model, not a curated record.
AUCUACGAUCAUAGACUACAACGUCGUCCACCCUGUGCCCCAAUCAGAAUCUUAUACUACUACAUGCCUUAAUUCCUACAAUCUUUUCCAUUUCAUUACUGUUAUACGUAUAGAAAGAGAAAGUAGAGAGAGUUAGAGAGAGAAAAUGGUGUCGUACAUGAGCGUGCUGCUGUACGGAGUGGGAGGCAUGGUGGUGGCGGGGAUGGCACUUCUGGUGGCGUUUCAAGAGAAGCUAGUCUACGUGCCGGUCUUGCCUGGUCUCACCAAGUCUUACCCCAUCACGCCCGCUCGUUUGCGUCUCAUGUACGAGGACGUGUGGCUCAGAUCUUCUGACGGUAUCCGUCUUCAUUCUUGGUUCAUCAAGCUCUCCCCUGAUUGCCGAGGCCCAACCAUCCUCUUUUUCCAAGAAAAUGCCGGGAAUAUUGCCCACCGUCUUGAAAUGAUUCGCAUUAUGUUACAGAAAUUGCAAUGCAAUGUUUUUAUGCUUUCCUACAGAGGCUAUGGGGCUAGUGAUGGCUACCCUUCUCAAUAUGGAAUCACUAGGGAUGCUCAGGCUGCACUGGAUCAUCUGAUUCAGAGAACUGAUAUUGACACAUCUAGAAUUGUUGUCUUUGGAAGGUCACUUGGGGGUGCAGUUGGAGCUGUGCUUGCCCAAAACAACCCUGACAAGGUUUCUGCACUGAUAUUGGAGAAUACUUUCACAUCUAUUCUGGACAUGGCUGGUGUCCUACUUCCCUUUCUGAGGUGGUUUAUAGGAGGAAGUGGCUCAAAAGGUCUUAGGGUUCUUAAUGGCCUUGUUCGUUCUCCAUGGAAUACUGUUGACAUAAUUGGUCAGGUGAAACAGCCAAUCAUUUUCCUUUCUGGAUUGCAAGAUGAAAUGGUUCCUCCAUCCCACAUGCAGAUGCUGUAUGCUAAAGCAGCUGCACAUAACAGGCGAUGCAUCUUUGAGGAAUUUCCUACCGGCAUGCAUAUGGACACAUGGCUGGCAGGUGGUGAUCACUAUUGGAGAACUAUUCAGCUGUUUUUGGAACAAAAUGUUCCAGAGAAGAAGGAUGAUGAAUCAUCUCGCGAGGGUAAUGAUUCUGAAGCUAGAUGAAUGGCUGCGAUUGAAGAGCAUAGAGUUGUAAUCAAUUCGACCGGUCGGGAACUCAAACCAAUUUGUACCUUUUUUGAAUUGCAGUGAUUAAAAGCCCUUUGUGAUGGCCAGUUAAGAGCUGCUGCAAUCCCUUCAGGUCUUUUCUUUGGGGAAUAUAAAUUUUUGGCUUACAGAUUUCAGAAGAUGCCCUGAUGUGAAUGCUGCUGUUUGGUAUUCUGCCUGCCUGACUUUGACAUAUGUACCCAUCAACUCUUGACUGCUUCACUUGUAGUAUGAAAUAAUUAGUGAUGCAAAUGCAAAUAUAUAGUUCGAAUUUAUACAUUUGAACUGUUUGUAUCUCCAAUUUGGUGUACUUUUGAAAAUGUUGGCAGGAAUAUAAACAAUUGGGAUUUUGAGUAGUCUUUAGUAUAUUAAUAUAUGAGUUUAUCAAUAUAUGAACGCUGUUUAUUCC